CCAUUUUAACCAGGGGUACAAACGUGAACAGGGGGUUGGCAUUGGAGACGGGCAAUGCGAGUAGAGGGCGGACAGGGGAAAGAAGUCAGUCUCGCGCCACAGCUCACCGAAGCAACAUCACCCCAUGGCUAUUACCGCACGCGAUGCAGAACUCUACGCCUUCUGACCGACUUUAAGGGGAUCCACUGAGUCCAGACUAAUUUAUCAUUAGGAGCCCAGAAGUCAGCUUCAAAGGAUGCUUCUCUCGUGGGAACCAUAUAUUCUGGCAAUCAAAUACGUGCAUUAAUAUAGAUGUAUUUACAGUAAUCUGUCUACAACUAUCACUGUGGACGCGGGAGUAUUUCUGUUUCUUUGCCGACGUCUCAUUUUAUUUAACAAAAAUACAAUAGUCUAGGUUUAAAAUGUGCGCAUCGUUAUUGUCCUGGGUCCGCUUCAAUGUAUUUUAUUUAAAAGUAGCCGAUUAUUGAGGGACGCCGAACUGACACUUGCUCUCAAGAAGAAUAGUUGUAUUUUUAUGUCAUCACACGAUUCGCCCGGUUGGUCGAGAGGACUUAUAACAUCGAGUGAUCCUCGUCACACGACGGACUUAUUUUGCCUGUGCUGAUAGCAUUCUUUAAAUAUAUGGGCGCAUCAGCGUUUCCGUCUUUCUAUUUAAAUUCUGACUUCUCAUUUGGGAUUUAAAAGAUUUUUUUCUGAUGUAAGAAGGGACGAUGAAUCAAAUGAGUUGAACACCUCUCGUUCCCACAACUGAUUUUGAAAGAAUUCCCUGCAUUGGUACAGUAGCCUAAAGCUGCAAAGGGUUACUCAAACUGACAGAAGGACAUUUACCACUAUCAAAAUGAGGCUGAUUCCAUCAAGACUGAGCUAUCUGUUCCUCCACUUCUUUGCUUUUUGCUACUAUGCUCAGGUAACCAUUCAGUCCCCGCCUAAUUUUACACAGCAUGUGAGCGAGCAGAGUAGAGUCACGGACCGGGUGAGCCGCAGGUUAAUUCGAACCUACCAGCUUUACAGCAGAACGAGCGGCAAGCACGUGCAAGUUCUUGGAAACAAGAAAAUCAAUGCCAUGGCCGACGACGGAGAUGUGCACGCCAAACUCAUAGUGGAAACGGACACGUUUGGGAGCCGCGUCCGAAUUAAAGGCGCAGAGACCGGAUACUACAUCUGCAUGAACAAGAGAGGGAAACUGAUCGGCAAGAGAAACGGACAGGGGAAGGACUGCAUCUUCACGGAGAUCGUGCUGGAGAACAACUACACGGCGCUGCAGAACGCGCGGUACGAGGGCUGGUACAUGGCCUUCACGCGCCGCGGAAGGCCCCGGAAGGGCUCCAAGACGCGGCAGCACCAGCGCGAGGUGCACUUCAUGAAGCGGCUGCCCCGCGGCCAGCACGCCGCCGAGCACCGGCCCUUCGACUUCAUCAACUACCCCUUCAACCGGAGGACUAAACGCACCCGCUACUCCGGGGAGCACUGAGCCUCGGCGGGAGCAACCGCCAACGGCAGACGCUAACGCUAACGCCGGAGCAGACACUAACGCUAACGCCGGAGCAGACGCUACGGCUAACGUCCGACUCCUCACAGACUCCUUACAUCUGGCAGCCGGAGCAGACGCUAACGCUAACGCCGGACUCCUCACAGACUCCUUACAUCUGGCAGCCGGAGCAGACGCUAACGCUAACGCUGGGACUCCUCACAGACUCCUUACAUCUGGCAGCCGGAGCAGACGCUAAUGCUAACGCCGGAGCAGACACUAACACCCGACCGACUCCUCAAAGACUCCUUACAUCGCUAACGCCCGACUCCUCACAGACUUGUUUUGUACUGAACAAUAAUAUACCUAAUAUUUAGUUGUUUAUAAUUUUUUCAGAAAGCAAAACUUUCAAAAAAAAAAAAAAAAGAAAUCUAUUUUUGUACUCAAGGCUCUAAGUGAUGACUUGUAUAAAAUGUUUUAGAAAGAGAUGCACAUGCUAGCAUCAGACGUGAGAGCUGACGUGCAGUGGUGCGUAGACUUUGUAGUCUCUGUUUUGUUUGCUGAUAGAGUAUUUGCCACACCUCACAUGCUGCUCAAGGAGACUGAAUGAGCCUUCGAGAUCGCACUGAAGACAGACAGCGCUGUGUAAAUCUGUUUCAGAUUCGCAAAGGGCACCUUUGCCAUAGCAACAGGAAGCUAACAGUGCAGCCUCCAUGGUUUCUGGUUAAGUCUUCUCAACAGAUGAGAUUGUUGAAGCGAACACACAAACACAGCUUUAAAUACAUGUUAUUAUGGCAGCUACUUUUUUGAUAACCACCGGUUUCCUGCUGUUGAUUUAACUGUAAAUUUGAGGUGUAAAUGCAUUCUUUAACCAAUAGGAAGCCCUUGGUUUUUGUUACUUUUUGUUUGUUUUUUAUACAUAUAUAAAUAUAUUUUUAUUCGAGGAUAUGUAAAAUAAUUUUAAUGAUGGAGAUAUUUAUUUAAAAAUGUGUAAUAAAUUUACAUUAGGAGACCGA
Messenger RNA from Anguilla rostrata (American eel), 2484 nucleotides. It is a transcript of the gene fgf8a, whose product is annotated as fibroblast growth factor 8a. Gene Ontology annotation, cellular component: cytoplasm. Gene Ontology annotation, biological process: positive regulation of cell population proliferation; limb morphogenesis; positive regulation of protein phosphorylation. Bases 839 to 1471 code for a protein of 210 amino acids. The record is from RefSeq and is a predicted model, not a curated record. Gene Ontology annotation, molecular function: fibroblast growth factor receptor binding; growth factor activity. Lineage: Eukaryota; Metazoa; Chordata; Actinopteri; Anguilliformes; Anguillidae. The transcript is spliced from 6 exons.